UCUAAUCAAGACUUCAUCUUCUGAAUCGACAUCCUUCAUUCGGGUAAGUUAUUUUUUGACCUUGAUUUCUUUAUAUCUUGUAUCUAGGUCAGAUAAAAUUUAGGGAAAACUUGUAAAUUGUAGUCGAAAAGUUUGGUAAUAGUUUUGUAAGCGAGAUUGUGGUUUGAAAUUGGGGAAAACAGCUUGAAACUGUAGAAUUGGUAUAAAUUGAAAAAAAAAAACAAGAGCUCGCGAUUUUAUGGGUUCUUUCUUACUGGAUCCAAUUGGUUUUCCUGGUUUAUUAUUUGUGAUAUGAAACCGAAAUCUCUUUGACUGUUAGGAUAAAUGUAAACUGAAAUGGAGUAGGUGAUUUAUUGAAUGAAUGAAAGGUUUGAGAUUAGGUAAAGUAAUAAUUCUAGAUUAUGCCUAAAUGUGUGUUGUUGUGUUGUUUUUGGAUGUUCAGAGGAAGUAGAUAAUGGCAGGUAACCGUGGAGGAAAAAAAAAGACUACAAAGAAAAGUGGAAAAUCCACAACAGCUCCUGUUGCUGAAGAGCAUGUGGAAGAGCUAUCAGACGGAAACAAUAGUGAUGAUAUGUGUGACCCCCCCUCUGAGGGAAUGAAUGGCCUAAAAAGAAAGCGUACAUUUACUGGAGGUGGAGUCUCCAGUAGAACUAGAGCUAGAAAAGCGGUAUCAAAUAGGAAUGAGCCGGUUAGAGAAGAGAGUAAUCCAGUGAGAGGAACGACUGUAGUUUCGCUCUCACUUGAUACCGAAAGUGAAGGCAUAUCUGCUGUUUCCUCCAAGGAAAGACAACCACCACAGCCCCUUGAAAUGUACUUCAAAAACACACAGUACCUGAAGACUUGCAAGAUUCAGACCAAGUGCCGUGUGAAGAACACAGUUGAUGUGAUUAAGGAACUUAAAGAGGAGGUCGGCUGGUUCACGAGUCAUCCUCAGUUUUGUCAUUUCUUCCACAUGCCUGAAGAAGAAUUCCUGAAGCUCCAAGGAAUGUGGAUGUUACUGCUGCACACCAUUCGUAUUGAAGGAGAAGAUGCUGCAUGGUUUGGGGUGAAUGGUGUGCCCAUCCGCUACUCUAUGAGGGAGCAUGCCCUCAUCUCUGGCUUGGACUGCCAUGAGUAUCCGAGUGGACAUCUGAAGCUCGGAGGUACUAAGUUUAUGGAUUAUUACUUCGGUGAUAAGAAGAAGAUCACCAUAGUAGAUGUGAAACAGAAGCUGCAAUCUAUGGGGACAGCAUGUAAUGAUAGAUUGAAGAUGGCUGUCCUGUUCUUCCUUGGUCGGAUUAUCAGAGGAACGACGAAGGAUUCUGCAGCAUUAGACCCGUUCAUUUUAAGGAUAGUGGACGAUUUGGAUGUUUGCAGAACAUUUCCUUGGGGUCGUCUAACAUUUGAUGAUGCAAUGAAGGAGAUUAAGCAUGUAAUGGAGCUUCUGAAGGGUGAAGUGCACCAUGCAACCGGCUUUAAUGGAUUCAUAAUUCCAUUAGAGGUAAAACACACAAUUUAGCAUUAACUGAAAUUUUUGUUAUUUAUUACUGAAAAUCUGACACUAUGACA
Brassica rapa (field mustard) is the source of this 1548-nucleotide messenger RNA. RefSeq lists its product as uncharacterized. NCBI's taxonomy places the organism in Eukaryota, Viridiplantae, Streptophyta, Magnoliopsida, Brassicales, Brassicaceae. The record is from RefSeq and is a predicted model, not a curated record.